Molecule: messenger RNA, 3598 nt
Organism: Pseudoliparis swirei
Lineage: Eukaryota; Metazoa; Chordata; Actinopteri; Perciformes; Liparidae
Gene: smc6
Product: structural maintenance of chromosomes 6
Exons: 27
Coding region: 86-3310 (1074 amino acids)
Biological process (GO): double-strand break repair via homologous recombination
Cellular component (GO): nucleus; Smc5-Smc6 complex; site of double-strand break
Molecular function (GO): damaged DNA binding; ATP hydrolysis activity; single-stranded DNA binding
Source: RefSeq, a predicted model, not a curated record
UGCACUUCAGUCUGCGACACACCUACCAGGAAGUCUUCAGUUAUUAUUUGGCAGGCUGCACACGCACAAUGUGACUUGUUUCAGAAUGAGUAAGAGGAGAGGCAAAGUGAUAAGUGACGCGACGGCCGCCAAGAGCCGCAGAGUGACGGCCGAUGCGAAGCCCCGGAGACCUUCCUCGGGCAGAGCCACGCCCUCCAGCACAGGAGAUAUCGGCCUCAUCGAGAGCAUCACUCUGAAGAACUUCAUGUGCCACCAUUUGCUCGGCCCGUUCCAGUUCGGGCCCAACGUGAACUUCAUCGUCGGCAACAACGGGAGUGGAAAAAGUGCAAUCCUGACCGCGUUGCUAGUCGGCCUCGGGGGAAAGGCCACCGUCACCAACCGAGGGAUGUCUCUGAAGGACUUUGUGAAAACCAGUGAGAACACCGCAGACAUCACCGUGAAGCUGAGGAACAGAGGGCCGGAUGCUUUUAAAAAGGACGCCUACGGGGACUGCAUCUCCAUCGAGCACCGCAUCUCCAGUGACGGAGGCCGGACCUGCAGACUGAAGAGCAAAUCAGGUAAACUCAUCUCAAACAAGAAGGAGGAGCUGACUGCCAUUUUGGACCACUUUAACAUCCAGUUGGAUAACCCCGUGUCCAUCCUCAACCAAGAAAUGAGUAAACAGUUCCUGCACUCAAAGAAUGAAUUCGACAAGUACAAGUUCUUCAUGAAGGCAACUCUGCUGGAACAGAUGAAGAGAGAUUACAUCCACAUCAAGCACACGAAGACCGUCACACGGCAGCAGGUGGAGAGACAAGAUGAGUCCCUCAAGGACCUGAAGCGAGAGUUCCUCCAGAAGAAGGAGCGCUAUGAACAUUUACCGUCCGUCAGCGAGAUGAAGGAGGUUCUGGAGAAUCUGAAGAAGACGAUGGUGUGGUGUUUGGUCAGAGAGAAGGAGCAGCUGGUGCAGCAGUUGAAGGACGAUGUUGAAAAGGAAGCGAAUAAUCACAAACAUCAGGACAACCUGCAGCUCUGUCAGUCGAAGGUCACACAAGUGGAGAAGAAGCGUCAGUUGAUCAAGAGCCGGGUUGACGGCAUGAGGCGGGAACAGGAGUCGCUAUCUGGAGACAAUCUGAGGUUGAAGGAACAAGUGAAGGUCGUCGGCAGAGCUCACAAGGAACAGGAGCUUGUUUAUUUCCGAGCUCUGAACAAACUCAAACAGUCGGAAAAGGAGCAAAACCGUCUUCAGGAGAGAAUUAAUAAGGCAAAAACAAUUCUUAGCCUGAACAAUGAUGGAGACACGGAAUAUGCAAUACAGCAGAAGACAAUAUCCCGCCUGAAGGAGCAGCUUGCAGAACUUGAGGCAAAGGGUCCGAAGCUGAAUCAAGAGAUCCAGAACAAACGCCAGGCGCUCUUCAAAGGAAGGGAAGAGCGGGAAAAGCUGAGAUUGGAGGAAAGAAACAUCUGGGUUGUGAACGAGUCCAAAGUGAGGAGGAGGAAUCACAUCCUCGCCAGUCGAUCGAACAAACUGAAGCGGUUUGGAGAUCAGGUACCCGACCUGCUGGGCUCCAUCGCUGAGGGCUACGCCACCGGGCGCUUCCUCAAGAGACCGGUCGGACCCAUAGGGGCGUGCAUCAGUCUGAAGGAUCCCAUGCUGGCGCUGGCCGUGGAGUGCUGUCUGCGGAGCUUCAUGAAAGCGUUCUGCUGCGACAACUACAAGGACGAGGCGGCCCUCCAGGAGCUGAUGCGUCGCCACUAUCCAAAGGGCAACCGGCCGCAGAUCAUCGUCUGCACUUUCUCUGAGAAAGUUUACAACAUCCAAGGACGGAAAGCGGAUCACCCAGAAUAUCCGUCUGUGCUGGACAUCAUCACAGCGCCGAGCCCGGUCGUCAUCAACUGCCUGAUCGAUAUGAGGGGGAUAGAAUCGAUUCUCAUUAUCAAAGAAAAAGACAAAGCGAGGAGGGUCAUGCAGCAAGGUCGGCCGCCGAAAAACUGCCGCGAAGCCUUCACCGCUGAGGGAGAUCAGGUGUUUUCAAACCGUUAUUACACCGCCGACUUCAGCAUGGCCCAGUAUCUCGGCGGGGAUCUCGAGACUGAAAUAAGUAUGUUGGAGUCAGACCUGGAGAAUCACCAGGCUCAGCUGUCCAGGUUUCAGCUCCACGGGACCUCCGUGACUAAGGACAUCAUGAGCAUGGAGCGCAAUCUGAACAACACCAUCAUUGCCCUGAAGAAUACUCUGGUCUCUGUGAAUCAAGUCAAGGCAUCGAUAACUGAGCUGGAGACUGCUGGCGAGGAGCACAUCGAUGACAUCAGCUCCUUGGAAGAAGUCGCCCAAGAGAACCGACCGAGGUUGGAGGCCGAAAAGCAGUUUGUCCACGAGGCGAAGACGGACCUCGACAAGCAUCGGAGCUCAGCAGAGGACGUGGAGUCCAAGUACUUUGCUGUGAGAGAACAGAUUGAUCAGCUCUCCGAGGACGCGGAGGCGUUGAAGGAGGAGCAGCUGAAGCUGGAGGCCGAGUGUGCAAAACACCAACGAACCCUUCAGAUUUUGGAACGCAAACUGAAGGCUCAUGAAGACGACGUCCAAGCGAUGAGCGGUGACCUCGCCGAAAGAGCGGAAGAGUUACAGGAAUAUGUGGCCAAAGCCACCGAGAUCUGCCCCGAGCGGCAGCAGGUGACCCGCAGCACCAGGAGCAUCGACAUCGAAAUCACUCGGAUGAAGAAGACAAUCGAGGUGCACGAGGAAAACCACGGCGAGCAGGAGCAGGUGCUGAGGGAGUACGCCAAGGCCCUCGCUCUCUACAGGGAGAAAACCAGCCAAGUGAGAGAUCUGCAGAGGUUCAUCGAUCAACUCGAUAACAUCAUGUCGGACAGGCAGGACAGAUACAAAAUAAUGCGGAGGUUAGUCUCAGUCAGAUGCAAGUUAUACUUCAAUAACUUUCUGAUAAAGAUGAACUGCUGCGGCUCGAUGGUUUUUGAUCACAACAAUGAGACACUCUCAAUCUCGGUGAAGCCUCCGGGCCGAGAGGACGAUGGUGUGAGUGACAUGAGGUCGCUGUCUGGGGGUGAACGCUCCUUCUCCACCGUUUGCUUCAUGCUCUCUCUGUGGGAGAUCACCGAGUCGCCCUUCAGGUGCCUCGAUGAGUUUGACGUCUACAUGGAUAUGCACAAUCGCAGAAUCUCCCUGGAUCUCCUCCUGGAGCUGUCAGAGCGGCAGCAUCUUCGACAGUUCAUCUUCAUCACUCCCCUCAACAUCAGCAAUCUGCCCAAAACCAGCCUUAUCAAAAUCCACCAGCUUCAGGAUCCUGAAACGACGGAGGAAGAUGUUUGAACUGCGCUCCAGUGACAGAAAUAUAAAGAAUGUAAGGAUGAAUGUUCAGGUGCACAGUCUACGUAUGUUUCAGUAUUGUUUUAUGUGUGUGGGGGUUGUAACUGUAAUUGGUUUAUUUGCUGUGAUGAAUUCUUGAAUGUGUUGUGUCAUUCCUGCAGCCUUCAAAAACGUUUGAGCAUUUAAUAUUUUUACGGAUUAUAGCACUUAUAAUCUUAUCACUUAUAUAUAUAUAUGCACCAAAAAAAAGGUCCGUUAAAUUUAAAAAAAAUAAAAAAUAAUUAUGCAUUA